Molecule: messenger RNA, 6399 nt
Organism: Python bivittatus (Burmese python)
Lineage: Eukaryota; Metazoa; Chordata; Lepidosauria; Squamata; Pythonidae
Source: RefSeq, a predicted model, not a curated record
AUGCCUCCUCCGCCCUUCCGACGGCUGGAUCUGAAGAGCCGGCGUCCAACGCCCAACCCAGCCAAGUGGCCCUUGGUCACUGACUUCCCUGGGCCAGGGGAAGGACGUACCGCUCGGCACUGUUACCACCUGGAUUCGGGGGCUUUUCAACGCUCGCCCCACUUGCAAAGGAGCCCACGAGGGAGGCGAGCAGCCAGAAACGGGCUACUGGUGCUGGUGGUGGUGGAGAGUGCUAGUGAGCAUUUAGAGUCAUUCGUUCAACGAAGGAGUGACAUCAUUCACAACAAUCGUAAUAAGGUUUUAAGAAUGGCUAGAAAACAUGAACAUUUUGGAUUAAGUUAUUUGGAAGAACUGAUCAUAGUUAAGGAGCGUGAAAAUAUAUGCAAAGAAUCUAGGCGGGAAUUUUUGAAGUUUAAGCAAGAACUAGUUUCUGACUGUAGAAAUGUAAACAAAGCUUUACUGGAAGUUACAGCAUCAGGUCAGUCACCUCAGAUACAGUCUAAAACUAGGUCUCCCUCUCUACGUUCUGGAAACAAACAUCUUUCUCCUGAAUGGGAUACUUCUACAGUCCAGAAAAAAGUAAGGAUUCCUUCUGAUAUAAUAGAAGAAACCAUCCAGACUGAAGAUACUGGAAAUCAGCCAAAGAAAUCUCCUAAGAAGCAGAACAGUCUUGAUGAUAAAAAAAAGACCUUUCAUUCUGGAAAAGCCAUCCUAGAACAUACAACUGGGAGCCCAGGAGAUGAAGCUGAAAAAAUGCCAGUAUUAAUAGCCUCUUUAGCAGGAACUACCAAACAACUGACUAUAUUGAAAAAACCAGAAUCGCUGAAACCAAAAUCUCCAAAGUUUCCUUGUGCAAAAUUACUGUUUAAAACUCCCCUUUCUAUGACAAAAGACAGCAUUACUACUAUUAAACAACUGGAACAAAAAAUACUGUCCCAGCAUGUAAUUCCUCCCAUAGCAAGGGCCAGCGCUGCAGACAUUGAUGAUACCUGUUCUGUGAUUUCUGGUUCAACUGAAAAAUCUAUGAACAUUUCUGAAGAAGUCUCAGAACCGAAUAUACUCAGUGGCAUAGAAAGAUCAUACAGUAAAAAAAGUAGUGGCUCAUCUAGUAGGAAGUCUGUUUCAGAAUGUCUGGAAGAAACUCUAUCUGAAAGUAGAGUAGGCCCCUCAAAAUCACUUUUGAAAUCUUUUUCUUUUUGCAAGUCACAAGCAAAUCUUUCCAUUUCAAAGUUCCCUUCUGGAAUUGUUUCACGAUCUAUUGAUGAAAUAAUUGAAUCUUUAAAGUCUACUGUUCCCACUCCAUCAGACCUAAGGAUCAAAGAACUCCUGGAGAGUCUUGGCCAGGACUAUCUCAUAAAAAUUCAAAAGCCAUCUCACAUUAGAAAGGAACGAGGAAUCGAAUUUGUAUCUCCAUCUGUAUACCAAGGUGUGCAACUGACACCAGAAGAUGCAGUGCAGUUAGGCCAGAGUAAGGAUGUAAGUUUACGGAAGGGGAGCAUUUUCCGCAAAGUACAGCAAGAAGGGGAAGAUUACGCUGUUGAGGAUAUAUUACGAACCCGACGAAGGACAAGUAUUUUCCUGAGAAAAUAUGAAGGACAAGUAGUACCUUCAGAAGCUGCAGGAGUAAGAGAAUAUCUUGCUGUAGAACAGAAUGUACCCGAAAGUAAGAGUAUUUCCUUGCAAACUCAAGAGGAAGCCCAUGAAGUGAAAAAAGACACUUCCAGAACUGAGGUUCCAGAAGUAGCGACUGAUACAUCUACAGAAGAAUCAGAUUAUGUCUUUAAAACAUUUUCACAAGAGCGACGAAGCAUACAAGAAAGUGAAGAUUAUUCAUCUACAGAGGCUGAACAGUUGCAGAAGUCAGUUGCUGAAGAGCCAAACCAUUUGGUGCAUGUCACUACUGAAGAAAAAUUAGAAGACUUUCUAUCUUCAGACAUGGACUUGAUGAUACAAGGAAGAGCAUUUCCAAAGGCUAGACCUGUUGAAAUUCAGAAAAGUAUAGAAGACCCUCAUUAUCAACAACCGGUGUCUCUUCUUUCUACAUGGACUACAAAGAUCAAAGAUGUGGAUUACCCACUUAUUCAUCUUCUAUGUACCACUUGUCCUGGAUUUGUAUUGCCCACUGAUCUGCAGCUUGUUUCUAGAGUACAUCAUACCAUAGACAAACAUGGUCAAAAUAUUUCAUUACCACCAAUUAAUUUUGACUGCCACAAUUCUGAAGAGCUGUUUCCAGCAACUGCUGCUCUUGAGGAACACAUUUACAGAGAAAGGAUUUAUAAUGAAGGACUUCCCAUUUCUGUGGUAUGCCAAUGCAAUCAGGAAGAUGGAAUUAAAGUUUUACCUCCAAGGUCACCAAGAAGUAUGCCCGAGUGGCAAAGAAUAGCUGAGUUCUAUGUCGAAAAGCCUCAACUGAAAUUGUUAGGAAAAAAGGUGAAACUUCAGCCUGGAUCUCUAAAAAUGUUUUGGACUCCAGCUCCCCAUAAAUUUUCUGCUCCUCUUUCUGUUAUGAAGGAAAUCUUGUUUUCCAAGUAUGAGAGCAAUUUGGUUAAUGGGGUUAUUUAUGAAGAUUUUUCCAUUGAUCUUCGAGAGAAAGAAACGGGAGACUAUGAAGAUGACUUUGACAAUUUGUUUUCUAAUAUUAAUGCAAAUGGAAGACGUGGUUCCUUUCCAGAACUUCUGCUUUGUGAAACUGAUACAGAGGAUGAAGACAUUACAUAUCAACAUUUGAUGAAAAGGGCAAAUAGCGCACCAGAAAUGUCCACACAUAGAGACAAAACAGCUGUAAAGAUUUCUGCAGAUUUCAAAACUACUAUGGAAGAAAUUGAAAUUAUGGGCAAGCAUGUUCCUUUAGUAAAGAUGAAUGAUACAGUACCAGAAGCUGAAGGAAGCUCUCUUACUCCUAACCUUCCGAAACAUUUUAGCCCUCCCAAACCAUUUCCAGAUCCAGAGAAAGUUUCUGAAAUAAUUCUGGAAAAUGUAAUGAAAGUCCCAAGAGGAAAUCUUUUCGAACCACAACCUGCUGAAUCUGUACGGGUCCUAGAUGAGACUGCUCUUGCUGAUGAAUGUCGAAAAGCUGGAAUUAACUCUGUGUCUCUCGGGAAGCUUAAUAUACAUCAUAAGUUCUCUAUUAAAGUAUCUCGAGCAGUUCAGCACUAUAGAAGCCCCAGCCUCCCUUGUGUGUUAGACUUUGAAACAUUUUCAAAAAAAAGGGGCAAAGCGCUUGAAGAUCCUGAUUAUGUUUGGGCCACACUACUGUGGAAUCAAUGGUUCGAGGAGCUGUUUGUUCCCAUUAAGAAAUCUGAUGAAGAUAAACAGAUGUCACAUAGAAAGCUUUCAGAAGAGAAAAUGGAGGAUGCUGCAAAAGAAAAUGAAUUACCGAACUACGUGAAUCCUUUUCUCUUUGAUGGCAAAAAAGAACAACUUGCACAGUGUGAGCAUGAGAUUGAGAGAACAACCCAAGAGAUAAACAAAGGAUGUGCUACAGCAUUUAACUAUUGUCGGCGUGGAGCAAUAUACAGAAAGAUUGGAAAAAUGCAGGCAGCUAUGGAUGACUUAGAAAAAGCAAUAAGCAUGGAACCAAUGCUGACUAAUGCUUAUUGGCACAGACACUUAAUAUUCCUUUACCAAAACAAAAUUCUUCCAGCACUAGAAGACUUGAAUUUUGUAAUUAAAUGCAACAAAAACUAUACAGAUGCGUAUCUAUCAACAGCUCAGAUAUAUAAAAAACAGGGAAAUAAUCACUUGGCAAUUAUAAAUUACACUCUGGCACUGAGAUGCAGACCCACGGAUGAUGAAAUAUAUUACAAGAGAGGUGAAGUCUAUGAAGAAGAAGGUGAUUUAAUAAUGGCAAUGGAAGACUAUACAAAGUGCCUUUACUAUAACCCUGAAAGAACUGAUGCGCGUAUGAAGCAUGGAAUAUAUUAUUUUAACAAAUCAAGUUGGGCUAUAGCUAUGAAUGAUUUCACAAGUGUGAUUAACAAAGACCCAAAACAUGCAGAGGCAAGAACCUAUAGAGGAAGAACAUACAUUAAGCAAAAGCAAUAUAAAAAUGCAGUUGAAGAUUUAUCUGCUGGAAUUCAUUUAAACCCCCGCAACUGGGUUGCAUUCUACCACAGAGGUUGCAUUUUGAGGAAAAUUGAUCAAAAACAAUCCCUACAGGACUUAAGUGUUUCUGUCCUUCUCAAUCACAAAUAUGACAAUCUUGGGGCUUACCUUCACCGUGGAAUCUUGUACACAGAACUGAAACAGUGGAUCCUGGCCAUCUAUGAUUUUCAAAGUGCACUUGCUUUGGACAGGACUCUCAAAACAGCUUAUGUAAACAUUGGAUUGAUUAUGAUGUUGCACAUGGAUCAGUAUUUUGAUGCUAUUCGACAGUUCACUGAGGCCAUUCAGGUUGAUCCAUUAGAUAUUAGACCAUACUUGUGUAGGGCGCAAGCUUACCAAAGGGUUCAUGAUUUAAGGAGUUCAGUUAAAGAUAUAAACAGAGCCAUUCAUCUCUAUCCCAACAUACCCCAUUUAUGCUUAACAAGGGGACAGUAUUUACUACAAAUGAAAAAAUUUCAACUUGCAAGUUUCUGUAUAUACCAAGUGGCAGAAAUGGACAAAGGAUCUCUUGGAUGUUCACUUGUUCAAGAAGCACUUGUUCAGUCAUUUUGUCAGAACUAUAACAAGGCUAUUGAGUGUGCAAUUGCAGCCACCAAAAAUCAGCCUGAACCUGCUAUGUUUAGUCUUCUUGGAAAAAUCCAGAUGAAAGCCCGGAAAUUCAAGGAUGCUCUGUCCAGUUUUAAUGAGGGUUUGGUGCUGCUAACUGGCUCUGACAAAUUGCUUCCUAGUACUUCUGAGGCUGCAGAAUUAUAUUUUUUAAAGGGCCAGUGCUACAUGGAGCAAGUCUUUUUAUUAGAGGCUUGCGAUGCUUUUACUUCUGCUGUCAGGCUAUAUCCACGAUACGCAGAUGCAUUUUACCAGCGAGGGCUGUGCAGAAUGCAACUCCAACAAGCCAAAUGCAUCUUAGAUUUUAACAAAACACUUGCUGUUUUACCGACUCAUUUUCAGGCUUAUUUAAGUCGUGCUGCUUACUAUGGUUGUAAAGGAAGAUACUCUAAAGCAAUAAUGAAUUGCACUGAAGCCCUCAAAAUUGAGCCGCAGAGUGUGAGAGGGUAUCUUUACAGAGGAGUACUGAAAUUUUACAACAGGACUUACAAACAUGCUGUUGAAGAUUUAACUAAAGCUAUAGACCUGGAUAAUGUGUGCAUUUUGGCAUAUUAUAACAGAGCAAUUGCAUUCCAACAAUUGAAGGACUAUGAAAAUAGUUUGAGAGAUUAUGGGAUUGUUCUUCUUCUUGAGACAAACAAGGACAUUGUCCUGAAAGUACUGAUAAAUCGUGCCCUGGUUUAUAUAGAAAUGAAACACUAUGAUUUUGCACUAGAGGACUUUGCAGACGUGGCAAUGACUGAACAAAAAAACAAAGAAUUAUUUAUAUCUAUUGGACUUUGCUAUCAUAGACUUAAGAAAUAUGAAGAAGCUGUGGAAUCAUUUUCUAAGGUUCUUCAACUAGAUCCCUUUUUUUUGGAUGCCUACAUUGGUCGAGGAAAUGCAUACCUGGAAUAUGGUCAUACCGAAGGCGCUAGACAAGCUCUAAAGGAUUUCUUGAAAGCAGUGCAUAUCAAUCCAGUGUGCAUAAAGGCUAGACUUUGCUUAGGAUACAAUUUGCAGGCUCUUGGAAAAUUUCAGAAAGCUUGGACUCAGUUUACAGCAGCCAUUUGUUGUGAUCCCAGUUGUCACAUUGCUUAUGAUGGACGAGCCAUAGUCUGCCUGCAGAUGGGGGACACUUUUGCUGCUUUUCAAGAUACAAAUGCCGCACUAAAGAUAACCAUUAAUGCAGAAUUGCUUACAAAUCGAGGUGUCAUUAAUCAGUUUAUGGGAUAUUUAAACUGUGCUAUGCGUGACUAUCAGCAGGCUAUCACCGUAGACCCCAACUAUGCUUUAGCCUAUUUUAAUGCAGCAAAUAUCUACUUUUUAAACAAGCAGUUCUCACAGGCAAAUGACUAUUAUACCAAGGCUCUGAUGCUUGACUCUGAAAAUGAAUCUGCCUUCCUGAAUCGAGCUAUUACAAAUACACUCUUAAGAAACUUCGAAGAAGCAAAAGCAGAUUUUGAGAAGGCAAUUUGCUUGUCUCCUUUCUCUGCAGCAAUAUAUUUUAACAAGGCAAAUCUCUACAGCAUGUUACAGCAAUAUGAGCAAGCUGAGGAAGACAUUUCAAAAGCACUCUCAAUUCAACCUUAUGAUGCCUUGAUGUAUAAGCUGAGAGCUGAUAUCCGUGGCAAAAUGGGUUUAAUUAAAGAAGCAAUUGCUGAUUACAAGAAAGCCAUCAGCAUCCAAGAGCUUAUCAGCAGCAGCUGA